UCAAAUUUUCUCAGACAUAUUUGGUUUCCCGCUUCUGAGUAAUUACGUUGGAAAAAUAACAUUUUUCGAGAGGCUCCCCUGGAUGAUGGAAACUAAUCCACGCAGUGAGUGUUCUGUAGGCAAUGUGGAAGCGCAUGGUUUACAAGCACACCUAUUCAAGGGCACGCGGCAAUCCAAUGCCUGCACAGGACCCGCGUCUUGAAGUUGUUUUACCUCUUUUGGGCGAGCGGUGCCAAAUUCUUUGUGCAGAUUAUCGUACACCGCGUCGGUCUGCUGAUGAAAAGCAGAAAGUGGUGCGCGAGUUUGAGUCGUUCUCACGGACUCCGAGUGCUGGUCUACUCAAAUACAUAGUGAUUGCAUUGGUGUAUCAUCACUAUGGUUGGUCACGUCCAAGCAGAGGCAUUGAAUAUGAUAGGCAUUUCAACACUCCUUCCAUGAUACAAGAGAUAGAGGCACUCCAAGCAAAACUUAGCGCAACAGAGGAUGAAGACGAGCAGCGGGCCCUGGAGGAGGAUGUCACAGGAAAGAUCUUGUGGCUCUGUUGGUGUGGGAUCUGCACGGAGGUGGACGAGCCAUUACCAAAGGCAAUCCACCCUGUUGCAGAGCUUCUCGAGGAGCCUGCGUUUUUGCUAUUUUCCUUAGCUCAGAGAUAUCGCAUUUCCGCUCAUGCAACACGCCACUCCAUCUAACACUUUCCCACACCUCAUCGCGGUCGUUCACCUUUACUUCGAGGUUCGAUCCCAGUGCUUUUGACGUGCAAGAUAUGUAGUAUAUGCGCGACCACCUUGUUCUUGAAUUUGAGCAACUCCUCAUUAACCCCUCAUUGUCUG
This is a messenger RNA of Pisolithus orientalis, 830 nucleotides long. RefSeq lists its product as uncharacterized. The record is from RefSeq and is a predicted model, not a curated record. The transcript is spliced from 8 exons. Lineage: Eukaryota; Fungi; Basidiomycota; Agaricomycetes; Boletales; Pisolithaceae. Bases 123 to 689 code for a protein of 188 amino acids.